AUGAAUGCAGCCUCAUCAAACAGACACGCAAAAAAUAGUCGAAAAACCACGUCAUCUACUGGAUCUUCAAUAAAUACACCAUCUACAAACAAGAAUGUAGCUAUAAAUUAUAGAAAUACUCCCCUUAAACAACUAAACAGACGUAGAUUUCUUCGAACAGGAUUUGUUUAUGAUACUGCAAUGUCAUAUCAUGCUACUCCGGAUCCAAUGGAAAUUCACCCUGAAGACCCACGUAGAAUUUUUAAGAUAUUUAACAUUCUAGAAAGAAAUGGUUUGUUAAAUGAAUGUAAGCGUAUUAAAAGUCGAAGGGCAACAAAAAAUGAGAUCUUACUCGUACAUAACAUCAUUCACUAUAGAAAAUUAAGAGAGACAUCAGAUCUAAAUAAAAGUCGUGCAGAUUUUAUAGCUAUGGAAAAUGACUAUGAUUCUAUUUAUUUAAACAGUAACUCAUUUGAAAGCGCAUUAUAUGCUGUAGGAAGCUUAAUUGAGCUUGUUAGUGCAGUUAUUAGAAAUCAAAUAAGAAAUGCACUUGCUAUCAUUAGACCACCUGGACAUCAUGCUGAAUCUGAUGUCCCGAUGGGAUUUUGCUUAUUUAAUAACGUUGCUAUUGCUACUAAAGCUUGUAUGAAACAAUUAAAUGUUAAAAAAAUCUUAAUUGUUGACUGGGAUAUUCAUUUUGGUAACGGAACUCAAAGUAUAUUUUCAGAAGACCCUAAUGUUCUCUAUAUUUCAUUGCAUCGAUAUGAGGAUGGUUCAUUUUAUCCUAGUGAUAGAAAAGGCUCAGCUGAAUACACAGGCCAUGGAAAAGGUAUAGGAAAAACAGUAAACAUACCAUGGCCAUGUGCUGGUAUGACGGAUGCUGAUUAUAUUUAUGCCUUCCGUGAAAUUGUUAUACCUAUUGCUAUGGAAUUUAGCCCAGAUAUUGUAAUUGUUUCUGCUGGUUUUGACGCUGCUUGUAACGACCCUAUUGGUAAAUGUAAUGUAACUCCAACAGGAUACGGCCAUAUGACACAUAUGCUUAAGGCAAUUGCAAAUGGCAAGUUGGUUAUUGCCUUAGAAGGUGGCUAUGAUCUUAACUCUAUUGCAGUUUCAGUUUUAGCCUGUAUGAAUGUAUUACUAGGUGAUGCACCUGAUCCUGUCCAAACAGACUUAUAUCCAAAGAAAGAAUGUUUAAAGACUAUAGAACUUGUAAAAAGCGUUCAAAAGAAAUAUUGGAAAUGUAUUUCAUAG
Molecule: messenger RNA, 1230 nt
Organism: Cokeromyces recurvatus
Lineage: Eukaryota; Fungi; Mucoromycota; Mucoromycetes; Mucorales; Mucoraceae
Exons: 4
Coding region: 1-1230 (409 amino acids)
Biological process (GO): chromatin organization
Cellular component (GO): histone deacetylase complex
Molecular function (GO): histone deacetylase activity
Source: RefSeq, a predicted model, not a curated record